UCUAAACCCAACUAAAGAAAACGUCUGACUCUCUCUCUACGUUUGGUGUUCAAGCCGGUAGUCUCUCUGUUUGUCUCUGUCUCUACAUUCUAAACCUACGUUUCUCUCUCUCUCUCUAUCCCCUCCUCCAUUGCUCCUCCACCAUUGUUCCACCUCCACAGGUUGCCGGCAAAAAAAAAAAAAAAAAAGAGAAGCCGAACUGUUUCUAUUUGUCCUUUAUCCGCAAUUGGAUCCAUACUCACGGGAAUUGACUACAUAGGUCUAGGCCAUGUGAUGGUGUUUGCUAAUGGGGAUUACUCCCAAGCUUUGGAAGAAUUAUUAAGAGAGCAGUAAGGUUGGAGACACGAAAAGGCAGUUACGGGGUUGCAGUGGGAGUGGUGUUUACAGAGGUUGAUGACAAUGAUAUUGAUGAUUUAGCAUAAAGUCAUGUGGCUGAAGAGAAUCACAAAAUGAGCAUUCCUUGGUGGAAUUAAUAUAUAUAUUGAGUCCAAGUAGCUAAAGGAACUAUGUUUAAGGACCUAUGUUGUUAAUCAUGAUGAAAUAGUUUUAUUUGGUUUUUUGUUUUGUUUUUUUAAGGGCCUAUGUUGGAAUACUGUUAUUUAAGGACAUAUGCCUCAUUUUUUUCGAUUUUCUACUGCUCACCUCUUGUUUUGAGGGGGUACUUGCAGUUUUUUGUGUUUGCUUUUUUAAUAACAAUUUCUUAGGGAUGAUCUAUCUUUGUUUGUGGUUCUAAAUAACAGGUAGUAUAGCUGCUUUAAGUUAUUGCAUUAGUGGUUCUGCACUGUUUAUUGCACUUUACUGCACUGUUCUGUUUACUGCACUUUACUGCACUGCAUUAGUAUAGCUGCACUGCACUGCACUUUACUGCCUCUGAAUCCUCUUAUGUUAGGAAAUGCAAGAUAAUGUCUGGUCAUGGAGUUCCAAGAUAGUUUAUUGCGUCAUUGAGUUAUAAAAUUUUCAUAUUGCAGGUAUAUUAUCCAUAAUGCCAGAUUAUGAAAUAAAAAUUCUUUAAAUACAUAUACAAUUUAUUGUUUGAAUUUGCAUUUUUAACUUUAUUGUUCUGUUUGAGCUAACACUUUAGCAGGUCAUUCACACAGGACAAUGUGUCUCCACCUCGGGAGAAGCUGUAAUAGUAGCUCAGGAAGUUGUCAAAACAAUGCUAGCCGAGGGAUAUGUUCUGGGCAAAGACGAAUUAAUCAAGGCCAAAGCUUUUGAUGAGUACCAUGGAGUCUCAGCUACUGCAGCAGCCAAGAUUGCUGAGCUUAGCGAUAGAAUUGGACUCACUGAUAAAAUUCAUGUUGGCGUGGAAACUGUUAAGUCUGUGGACAAAAAAUUCCAUGUUUCAGAAAUCACCAAGUCAGCUGCAACAAUCACUGGGACAGCAGCUGUAGUAGCGGCAAUGGUUACAGGAAAAGCAGCUGUUGCAGCUGGUUAUGCUGUAGUCAACAGCACUUACUUUGCCAAAGGAGCACUUUGGGUUUCAGACACAUUGAAUCGUGCAGCUAAAGCUGUAGCUGAUUUUGGUAGCCAUGGUACUGAUGGUAGUAAACAAAUAGAUUGAUACUAUAGCAACUCUUAUAGUUGGCUUUACCCUUGAUAUUGUAUACAAAUAGAUAGUUUUAUUUUUUUGGCAUAAGUAACAACCUUUCUUAUUGGUUGUCUUGUUGUGGAAACAGUUCAGUUUUAGAUUGAAUCUUUUUGGAUUAGUCAAUACAAAUCACAAUAUCUUGUGAUUUAGAGGAAAUGAAAUAUUAGAUUAUUGAUUGAUUAGAA
Quercus robur (English oak) is the source of this 1773-nucleotide messenger RNA. RefSeq names its product binding partner of ACD11 1-like. The record is from RefSeq and is a predicted model, not a curated record. The transcript has 3 exons. Bases 1157 to 1561 code for a protein of 134 amino acids. Lineage: Eukaryota; Viridiplantae; Streptophyta; Magnoliopsida; Fagales; Fagaceae.